GCUGCUUUUGGACACCUUCUCGAUGCCCGUAUCCUGCGCGCCCUCGCCAAGCUUGGCUACUCCCGGCCGACCCCAGUGCAGCUUUCGAGCGUGCCCGUGGCCCUCUCGGGACGAGAUGUGCUUGCAAGAGCGAGGACAGGAAGUGGCAAGACGCUGGCAUAUGCGCUGCCCCUCGUCCAGAAGGUCCUCCUGGCCAAGAAGGCCCUCUCGAAAUCCGACACGUCCUACCAGAGGACCCGUGCCAUGGUCCUCGUGCCCACACGGGAGCUCAGCGAGCAGGUGACGGCCCAGCUGGGAGCGCUGCUCCCCUUCUUGGAGCGCGAUGUGAGCGUCGUGAAUGUUGCGCGCGAUGCAUCGCACCACGUCCACAAGGUCCUCCUCUCUGAACGGCCCGACAUCGUCGUGGCCACGCCCAGCCGGGCCCUGGCUCACGUUCAGGCGGGCACGCUUGACCUGUCGAACCUCGAAACACUGGCCAUUGACGAGGCCGACUUGAUCCUCAGCUAUGGCCACGACGAGGCGCUGCGCAGCCUGCCCCUUCCAAAGGGCCUGCAAUGUCUCUGCAUGAGCGCGACGAUGACCAAGGACGUGACGGCACUAAAGGGCCUUGUGCUGCACAAUAAGCCUGCCAUUCUGGACAUCGCCGACCCGGAGCUGUCGAACCUGACGCAAUUCAAAGUCAUCGUCGAGUCGUCGACGGACAAGUUCCUACUCCUCUACGUCAUUCUUAAGCUGCGGCUGAUCCGGGGCAAAUGCAUCAUCUUUGUCAACGACGUCGACCGGGGCUAUCGGCUCAAGCUGUUUCUGGAGCAGUUUGCCAUCAAGUCGACGGUGCUCAACGAGGAGCUGCCCGUCAAUAGCCGAUACCACAUCGUGCAGGAGUUCAACAAGGGCGUGUACGACUACAUUAUUGCGACGGACGAGAGCCGGUUCGGCGCUGAUGCGACUGAUGACGAAAGCGCGGCAACAAGAGUCGAAGAGGUGACAGAGACAGAAGCGAAGGAGAGUACAGAGGAUGGUGAGGAUGGUGAGAACGCGAGUGAAGACGAGCAAGGCGAGAAGGAGGAAGGGGCAGAGAAGGAAGAAGAGGAAGGGGCGACAACAUCAAAGAGCAAGGGCAAGAAGCACAAGCCGGCAAAGGGCGAGGGCAAAUCGAGCAAAAAGCAUGAAUACGGUGCUUCGAGGGGCAUCGACUUCGUUGCCGUCUCUUGCGUCGUCAACUUUGAUCUGCCCGUCUCGACGCGAGGCUACACGCACCGCGUGGGACGAACGGCGCGUGCGGGCAACACGGGUACGUCGCUGUCGUUUGUCGUGCCCGAGGAGGCCUUUCGCAAGGACAUGCAGCCUGGAUCGUCGUCUCGGCCGCUCGUCUGUGCGACGACGGAACGCGACGAGACUGUGUACGCCAAGAUUGAGGCGCAGGAGCAGGCAAAGGGCCAGGAGAUUCGCGACUGGCGCUUCGACAAGAAGCAGGUCGACGCCUUUCGCUACCGGAUGGAGGAUGCGCUGCGGAGCGUGACGCGGGCCAGCAUCCGCGAGGCGAGGAUCAAGGAGAUCAAGAAUGAGUUGCUGAACAGCGAAAGGCUCAAGGCCCACUUUGAGGACAACCCUUCGGAUCUCCUGUACUUGCGCCACGACAAGGCGCUGCAUCCGACGAGGGUUCAACCUCAUCUCCGCCAUGUCCCCUCGUACCUCAUGCCCCGCAUCCGAUCGGCCGUCCCGGCCCCGGCCCCCGUCGAAGGAGGCGACGCCGCAAAGAGAAAGAGGACCGACGAUGAUGCCGAGGGUUUGGGCUAUGUCACAUUCGCAAAGAACCGCAACGCAAACGGGUCGCGGGGCGGACGAGGCCGGGGCAGGGGCAGGGGUCGCGGAGGCGCCUCUUCCAACGGACGGUCAAUGAGCAAGAAGAAGAAGGCAGAUCCACUGCGCAAGUUUGGC
Messenger RNA from Acaromyces ingoldii, 1938 nucleotides. RefSeq names its product P-loop containing nucleoside triphosphate hydrolase protein. Gene Ontology annotation, molecular function: ATP binding; nucleic acid binding. Gene Ontology annotation, cellular component: nucleolus. NCBI's taxonomy places the organism in Eukaryota, Fungi, Basidiomycota, Exobasidiomycetes, Exobasidiales, Cryptobasidiaceae. The record is from RefSeq and is a predicted model, not a curated record. The annotation marks the transcript as partial. The transcript is spliced from 2 exons.